AUGGUGAAAAGGAAAAGCUCAGAGGGCCAGGAGCAGGAGAGCGCCCGUGGCAUCCCUCUGCCCAUCCAGACCUUCCUGUGGAGGCAAACCAGUGCAUUUUUAAGACCUAAACUGGGGAAACAAUAUGAAGCUUCCUGUGUGUCUUUUGAAAGAGUUUUAGUAGAGAACAAGCUGCAUGGCCUUUCUCCAGCUCUCUCUGAAGCCAUCCAGAGCAUUUCUCGCUGGGAACUUGUCCAAGCUGCACUCCCUCAUGUGCUGCACUGCACCGCAACGCUGCUCUCCAACCGAAACAAGCUAGGACAUCAGGAUAAGCUUGGAGUAGCUGAAACAAAGCUUCUUCACACUCUUCACUGGAUGCUCCUGGAGGCCCCUCAGGACUGCAGCAAUGACCGAUUUGGAGGAGACAGAGGCUCUAGUUGGGGAGGGAGCAGUAGCGCCUUUAUCCACCAGGCUGAAAACCAAGGAUCUCCAGGACAUCCCCAGCCCAGUGCCACAAAUGAUGAGGAAGAGAAUAACAGGAGGAAGUUCUUCCAGAACUCCAUGGCCACAGUGGAGCUCUUUGUGUUCCUUUUUGCUCCCCUUGUCCACAGGAUUAAAGAGUCUGACCUGACAUUUCGGUUGGCGAGUGGCCUUGUUAUUUGGCAGCCUAUGUGGGAACACAGGCAGCCUGAAGUUUCUGCCUUCAACACUCUUGUAAAACCAAUCAGGAAUAUCGUUACAGCUAAGAGAAGUUCUCCUACCAACAAUCAGAGAGUAACUUGUGAAUCUCCUAAUCUGGACAGUGGACAUACUGAGGGACUACAGGUGGUCUGUGAGACAACGCAGCCAGAUUCUGUACCUCCAAAGGCCACUGUUUCGGCAUGCCAUCGUGGAAAUUCCUUGGAUGGAAGCAUGUCCUCCCAAACCUCUCAGGAGAGAGGUACCGCACGUCCCAGGGUGUCCUUGGUGAUCCCGCCAUGCCAGAAGUCUCGCUAUGCCACAUACUUUGAUGUGGCAGUGCUGCGCUGCCUGCUGCAGCCACAUUGGUCUGAGGAGGGCACACAGUGGUCACUCAUGUACUACCUGCAGAGGCUGAGGCAUAUGCUACAGGAAAAGCCAGAGAAGCCACCUGAGCCAGAAAUCACUCCUUUACCAAGACCUCGCAGCAGCUCAAUGGUGGCUGCUGCACCCUCUCUGGUGAAUACCCACAAAACUCAGGAUCUUACAGUGAAAUGUAAUGAGGAAGAAAAAUCACUAAGCACAGAAGCGUUUUCCAAGGUUUCACUGACCAACCUACGUAGACCAGCAGUUCCAGAUCUUUCCACAGACCUGGGGAUGAACAUUUUCAAAAAGUUUAAGAGCCGCAAAGAGGACAGGGAGCGUGAGCGCAAAGGGUCAAUUCCUUUCCACCACACUGGGAAGAAACGGCAACGAAGGAUGGGAGUGCCUUUCCUUCUCCAUGAGGAUCAUUUAGAUGUCUCGCCCACUCGAAGCACUUUUUCUUUUGGCAGUUUCUCUGGAAUUGGAGAGGACCGGCGUGGCAUUGAGAGAGGAGGAUGGCAAACCACGAUAUUAGGAAAGUUUACCAGACGAGGGAGCUCUGACACAGCAACGGAGAUGGAGAGCCUGAGCGCCAGGCAUUCGCACUCCCACCACACGCUGGUCUCUGAUCUGCCUGACCACUCAAACAACCAUGGAGAGAACACAGUCAAAGAAGUGCGGUCACAGAUCUCAACCAUCACUGUGGCAACCUUCAACACUACCCUGGCCUCAUUCAAUGUGGGCUACGCCGAUUUCUUCAGUGAGCACAUGAGGAAGCUUUGCAACCAGGUGCCCAUCCCUGAGAUGCCGCAUGAGCCACUCGCAUGUGCCAACCUCCCACGGAGCUUGACAGACUCCUGCAUCAAUUACAGUUGUUUAGAGGAUACGGACCACAUUGAUGGAACCAACAACUUUGUCCACAAGAACGGCAUGCUGGAUCUCUCGGUGGUCCUGAAGGCUGUUUACUUGGUCCUGAACCAUGACAUCAGUUCCCGGAUUUGCGAUGUGGCUCUGAACAUUGUGGAGUGCUUACUUCAGCUUGGUGUGGUGCCCUGUGUAGAGAAGGUUCGGAGGAAGAGUGAAAACAAAGAAAAUGAGGCCCCUGAAAAGAGAUCAAGUGAAGGAUCAUUCCAGCUCAAAGGCACUGCUACUGGUGGUUCAGCUUGUGGAUUUGGGCCUCCUCCAGUUAGUGCAGCUGGAGAUGGAGGAGAAGAAGGAGGUGGUGGAAGUGGUGGAGGAGGUGGAGGUGGAAGUGAUGGAGGUGGUGGAGGAGGAGGGCCUUAUGAGAAGAAUGACAAAAAACAAGAAAAGGAUGAAGGCCCAUCUGUCAGUACCCAUAGGCUGGCACUCACAAUGCUGAUCAAAAUUGUGAAGUCCCUGGGUUGUGCCUAUGGUUGUGGAGAAGGACACCGAGGGCUCUCUGGAGAUCGCCUGAGACACCAGGUAUUCCGGGAGAAUGCUCAGAACUGCCUCACAAAGCUGUACAAACUGGAUAAGAUGCAGUUCCGGCAGACCAUGAGGGAUUAUGUGAACAGGGAUUCUCUCAAUAAUGUGGUGGAUUUCCUACACGCUUUACUGGGAUUCUGCAUGGAGCCAGUCACUGACAACAAGGCUGGAUUUGGGAACAACUUCACCACAGUGGACAACAAAUCUACUGCCCAGAGUGUAGAAGGUAUUAUUGUGAAUGCCAUGUUCAAGUCAUUGAUCACUCGCUGUGCUUCCACUACACAUGAGCUGCACAGCCCGGAAAACCUGGGCUUAUACUGCGAUAUCCGACAGCUGGUCCAGUUUAUCAAGGAGGCUCAUGGGAAUGUAUUUCGGAGAGUGGCACUCAGUGCCCUCUUAGACAGUGCUGAAAAGCUAAUACCAGGGAAAAAAACAGAGGAGACAGAGCCAGAGCCAAAACCUUCUGGGAGCAAAAGAUCUGAGCUGGGAAGUAUCAUCACUGAUAAAGGCCAGGCAUCAGCUGCCCCUGAUGAAUGCCGCAGUUACAUCUCAAGCCGUCCAAUGCAAACUCCAGAACAUGAUGAGCAAGUCCAGGGGGCUGGUCUGGGACGCAAAGACUUCUGGCGAAAGAUGUUCAAGUCACAGAGUGCAGCGAGUGAUACCAGUAGUCAAUCUGAGCAGGACACAUCUGAAUGCACCACUGCUCACUCUGGGACCACCACAGACAGGCGCUCCCGCUCCCGUUCCCGAAGAAUCUCCCUUCGAAAGAAACUCAAACUCCCCAUAGGUAAAUGGAACUGGCUGAAGCGUUCCUCCCUCUCUGGCCUGGCUGAUGGGGUGGAAGAUCUCCUAGAUAUCAGCUCUGUUGACCGUCUGUCUUUCAUCAGGCAGAGUUCCAAGGUGAAGUUUACCAGUGCAGUGAAGCUGUCAGAAGGAGCGGGGCCAGGAGGUGGCCUGGACAAUGGGCGAGAUGAAGAGGAGAAUUUCUUCAAGCGUCUUGGUUGCCAUAGCUUUGAUGAUCACUUGACCUCCAACCAAGAAGGAGGAAAAUCCAAGAACGUUGUGAACCUGGGAGCAAUCCGCCAAGGCAUGAAGCGCUUUCAGUUUCUCCUGAACUGCUGUGAACCAGGCACUAUCCCUGAUGCCUCCAUUUUGGCAGCAGCCCUAGAUCUUGAAGCUCCUGUCGUGGCAAGAGCAGCCCUGUUCCUCGAGUGUGCACGCUUUGUUCACCGCUGUAAUCGUGGCAACUGGCCUGAGUGGAUGAAGGGCCACCAUGUGAACAUUACUAAGAAAGGCCUGUCCCGUGGACGUUCUCCUAUUGUGGGCAACAAAAGGAACCAGAAGCUGCAGUGGAAUGCAGCGAAGCUCUUCUACCAGUGGGGAGAUGCAAUUGGUCUCCGCCUCAACGAGCUGUGCCAUGCUGAGAGUGAGAGCCCUGCCAACCUGCUGGGCCUCAUUUAUGAUGAGGAGACCAAGAGGCGCCUGAGAAAGGAGGAUGAGGAAGAAGACUUUUUAGAUGACAGCACUGUGAAUCCUACCAAAUGUUGUUGUCCUUUUGCACUGAAAAUGGCAGCCUGUCAGCUCCUCCUGGAGAUAACCACUUCCCUCAUGCCCAGGCCACGUACUGAGCCUCUUGUGGAUCUGGAGAGCUGCAGGCUACGUCUGGACCCCGAGAUGGAUCGGCACAGGUAUGAAAGAAAGAUCAGCUUUGCUGGGGUUCUGGAUGAAAAUGAAGAUUCAAAGGAUUCCCUGCACAGCAGCAGUCACACCCUCAAAUCUGAGGCUGGCUUCGAGGAGAAAAAAGAAGGGAGCCCUUGGAGCGCGAGCGAACCUAGCAUUGAGCCCGAGGUGCUGAGCAACACAGGCAUGGAGGAGAACUAUCAUCGGAACAUGUCGUGGCUGCACGUUAUGAUCCUAUUAUGCAACCAGCAAAGUUUUAUAUGCACCCACAUUGACUACUGUCACCCACACUGCUACCUCCAUCAUAGCCGGUCCUGUGCUCGCCUUGUCCGGGCCAUCAAACUCCUGUAUGGAGACACAGUGGACUCUCUGAGGGAAAAUAGCACAUUGAACAGUGUGGCAAGAGGCAAAAAACAAAAAGAAUGCUCAGACAAGUCAUGCUUGAGAACUCCUUCUCUAAAAAAGAGAGUGAUCGAUAUCAACUUGGAAGGGAAGAAGGACUCUGGAAUGCUAAAAUACAUCAGGCACCAGGUAAUGAGCCUCUCCCCUGCACCUCUGUCACUGCUAAUCAAGGCAGCUCCUAUCCUCACAGAAGAGAUGUAUGGGGACAUCCAGCCAGCAGCCUGGGAGCUCCUGCUCAGUGUGGAUGAGCACAUGGCUGGAGCAGCAGCUGCCAUGUUCCUGCUGUGUGCUGUGAAAGUGCCAGAGGCCGUUUCUGACAUGCUGAUGUCCGAAUUUCAUCACCCAGAGACAGUGCAAAGACUGAAUGCCAUUCUCAAAUUUCACACGCUCUGGAGGUUUAGGUAUCAAGUCUGGCCAAGAAUGGAAGAGGGAGCACAGCAGAUAUUUAAGAUCCCUCCUCCAAGUAUAAACUUCACUCUGCCUUCUCCUGUCCUGGGGAUGCCAUCUGUGCCCAUGUUUGACCCCCCCUGGGUCCCUCAGUGCAGUGGGAGUGUGCAAGAUCCUAUCAAUGAAGACCAGUCGAAGUCAUUUUCAGCCAGAGCUGUAUCACGUUCUCAUCAGCGAGCGGAGCACAUCCUGAAGAACUUGCAGCAGGAGGAAGAGAAGAAACGCCUGGGCCGAGAAGCCAGUCUCAUCACUGCCAUCCCCAUCACGCAGGAGGCCUGCUAUGAGCCAACCUGCACACCAAGCUCGGAGCAGGAAGAAGAAGUAGAAGAAGUUGCCAACUUGGCCUCCCGCCGUCUCUCUGUGAGUCCUUCCUGCACCUCCAGUACAUCCCACAGGAACUAUUCUUUCCGCCGUGGCUCUGUCUGGUCAGUGAGGUCAGCAGUCAGUGCAGAAGAUGAAGAACACACCACGGAGCAUACUCCAAAUCAUCACGUGCCACAGCCACCUCAAGCUGUGUUUCCAGCAUGCAUCUGUGCAGCAGUGCUCCCCAUUGUCCAUUUGAUGGAGGAUGGAGAAGUCCGGGAGGAUGGAGUAGCUGUAAGCGCUGUUGCUCAGCAGGUCCUGUGGAACUGCUUAAUUGAAGACCCCUCUACAGUUCUGCGCCAUUUCCUUGAGAAGCUCACAAUCAGCAACCGACAGGAUGAGCUGAUAUAUAUGUUACGGAAGCUUUUGUUGAACAUUGGAGACUUUCCUGCCCAGACAUCUCACAUCCUCUUCAACUACUUGGUAGGACUGAUCAUGUAUUUUGUACGCACUCCAUGUGAGUGGGGCAUGGAUGCCAUUUCUGCCACACUUACCUUCCUCUGGGAAGUGGUGGGUUAUGUAGAAGGACUCUUCUUCAAGGAUCUCAAACAGACUAUGAAGAAGGAACAAUGUGAAGUGAAGCUGCUGGUGACUGCCUCAAUGCCAGGCACAAAAACCCUUGUUGUACAUGGACAGAAUGAGUGUGACAUCCCAACUCAGUUACCAGUCCAUGAAGACACACAGUUUGAGGCUCUUCUGAAGGAGUGUUUGGAGUUUUUUAAUAUACCUGAAACACAGUCUUCUCAUUACUUUUUAAUGGAUAAGCGAUGGAAUCUUAUUCAUUACAACAAGACCUACGUCCGUGAUAUUUAUCCCUUCCGGAGGUCAGUUUCUCCCCAGCUCAACCUGGUGCAGAUGCAUCCAGAAAAAGGUCAAGAGCUCAUUCAGAAACAGGUGUUCACCCGCAAGCUAGAAGAGGUGGGGCGGGUGUUGUUCCUCAUAUCACUGACACAGAAAAUUCCUACUGCGCACAAGCAGUCCCAUGUAUCUAUGCUCCAGGAGGACCUCCUCCGCUUGCCUUCAUUUCCCCGAAGUGCCAUUGAUGCCGAGUUCUCACUCUUCAGUGAUCCUCAAGCUGGGAAAGAGCUCUUUGGUCUUGACACUCUUCAGAAAAGCUUGUGGAUUAAGCUCCUGGAGGAGAUGUUCCUUGGCAUGCCCAGUGAGUUCCCCUGGGGGGAUGAGAUCAUGCUGUUCUUGAACGUCUUCAACGGUGCCCUGAUCCUGCACCCUGAGGACAGUGCCUUGUUGCGGCAAUACGCUGCCACAGUCAUCAAUACAGCCGUGCACUUUAACCACCUCUUCUCCCUCAGCGGGUACCAGUGGGUCCUCCCCAGCAUGUUGCAGGUAUACGCUGACUAUGAAAGCAACCCACAGUUACGCCAAGCAAUUGAGUUUGCGUGCCGCCAGUUCUACGUUCUGCAUCGCAAGCCCUUUAUUCUGCAGCUGUUUGCAAGUGUGGCUCCUCUCCUGGAGUUCCCUGAUGCUACGAACAAUGGAACAAGCAAAGGAGUGUCAGCUCAGUGCCUGUUUGACCUGCUGCAGUCUUUAGAGGGAGACACUCCAGACAUUUUGGACAUCUUAGAGCUGGUGAAAGCAGAAAAGCCUCUGAAGUCAUUAGACUUCUGCUAUGGGAAUGAAGACUUGACCUUUUCGAUCAGCGAAGCCAUCAAGCUGUGUGUGACGGUGGUGGCCUAUGCUCCUGAAUCAUUCAGAAGCCUCCAGAUGCUGAUGGUCUUGGAAGCACUGGUUCCCUGUUACUUGCAGAAACUGAAGCGACAAACCUCUCAAGUGGAGACUGUGACAGCAGCUCGUGAGGAGAUUGCUGCUAUGGCUGCCCUUGCCACCUCUUUGCAGGCCCUCUUGUACAGUGUAGAAGUUCUUACCAGGCCUAUGACAGCCCCACAGAUGAGUCGAUGUGACCAAGGCCAUAAAGGGACCACAACAGCAAACCACACCAUGUCAGCAGGUGUGAACACCAGGUACCCAGAACAGGGAGCCAAACUACACUUUAUCAGGGAGAACCUUCACUUACUGGAGGAGGGCCAGGGUCUUCCCCGAGAGGAGCUGGAUGAACGAAUUGCCAGGGAGGAGUUCAGGAGGCCGCGGGAGUCAUUGCUGAAUAUCUGCACAGAGUUUUACAAGCACUGUGGUCCAAGGCUGAAGAUUUUGCAGAAUCUGGCUGGUGAGCCCCGAGUGACAUCUCUGGAGCUUCUGGAUGUGAAGUCACACAUGAGAUUGGCAGAAAUCGCACAUUCCCUGCUAAAACUGGCACCUUAUGACACACAGACGAUGGAAAGCCGGGGUCUCCGGCGCUACAUCAUGGAGAUGCUGCCCAUCACUGACUGGACAGCUGAGGCGGUGAGACCUGCCCUUAUCCUCAUCUUAAAGAGAUUGGAUCGUAUGUUCAAUAAAAUUCACAAGAUGCCUACUUUGAGGCGCCAGGUUGAGUGGGAGCCUGCCAGCAAUUUGAUUGAAGGGGUUUGUUUGACACUUCAGAGGCAGCCAAUCAUAUCCUUCCUGCCUCACCUUAGGUCUCUGAUCAAUGUGUGUGUCAAUCUGGUGAUGGGAGUGGUAGGACCCUCCAGUGUGGCUGACGGAUUACCCCUUCUUCAUCUCAGCCCUUAUCUCUCGCCACCUCUGCCCUUCAGCACAGCUGUUGUCCGGCUUGUAGCAUUGCAGAUACAGGCUUUGAAAGAAGAUUUCCCCCUAAGCCAUGUCGUCUCCCCAUUCACCAAUCAGGAAAGAAGGGAAGGAAUGCUUUUAAACCUACUGAUUCCAUUUGUGCUCACAGUAGGAUCUGGAAGCAAAGACAGUCCCUGGCUGGAGCAGCCUGAGGUCCUGCUGCUGCUCCAGACUGUUAUCAAUAUCCUCCUGCCACCUCGCAUCAUCAGCACAUCCCGCAGCAAGAAUUUUAUGCUGGAGAGCUCCCCUGCCCACUGCUCCACCCCAGGGGAUGCGGGGAAGGACCUGAGGCGGGAAGGGCUCGCAGAGUCCACCAGCCAGGCUGCCUACCUGGCCCUGAAGGUGAUCCUUGUUUGCUUUGAACGUCAACUGGACAGCCAGUGGUACUGGCUGAGCCUGCAAGUCAAAGAGAUGGCACUGCGGAAGGUGGGAGGGCUGGCCCUGUGGGAUUUCCUCGACUUUAUCGUACGAACACGGAUCCCUAUCUUUGUGCUCCUUCGGCCCUUCAUCCAGUGCAAGCUGCUGGCCCAGCCGGCUGAGAACCACGAGGAGCUGACGGCCCGACAGCACAUUGCCGACCAGCUGGAGAGACGGUUCAUACCACGGCCGCUCUGCAAGAGCUCCCUCAUUGCUGAAUUCAACAACGAGCUGAAGAUCCUGAAGGAAGCUGUGCACAGUGGGUCUGCUUACCAAGGGAAGACAUCCGUCAGCACGGUGGGUACCUCCACCUCCGCUUACCGCCUGAGCCUGGCCACCAUGUCCCGCUCCAACACCGGCACUGGCACAGUCUGGGAGCAGGACAGCGAGCCUUCCCAGCAGGCCUCUCAGGACACGCUGAGCCGCACAGAUGAGGAGGACGAAGAAAAUGACUCCCUGAGCAUGCCCAGUGUGGUAAGUGAACAAGAAGCAUACCUUAUGGGUGCCGUUGGGAGGAGGCGGUUCUCCAGCCAUCUCUCCAGCGUGUCUGCACCUCAGGCUGAGGUGGGCAUGUUACCCAGCCAAAGUGAACCUAAUGUCCUCGAUGACUCCCCGAGCCUGGCCACUGAGGGCAGCCUCUCUAGGGUGGCGAGCGUGCAGAGCGAGCCAGGACAGCAGAACCUUCUUCUGCAGCAGCCUCUGGGGCGGAAGAGAGGGCUACGGCAGCUUCGACGACCACUGCUGUCACGUCAGAAAACUCAAACUGAACCUCGGAGCCGUCAUGGAGCUCGACUUUCAACCACGCGACGGAGCAUCCAGCCGAAACCAAAACCUAGCGCGGAGCAGAAGCGGUCAGUGACUUUCACUGAAGAGCAGCCUGAGGCAACAACAGCCUCCGCAGGGGACGCAUCAUCUCCUGCAGCCCAGCAGCAGGGCUGUGCCCGCAGCAGCCCCCAGGCUGCCAGCAAGCAGGAACCGCUGAGCAAACCCAUGCUGACGUCCUCACCUGCCAUCGUCGUUGCUGAUCUCCAUAGCCAGACCACCAGCCAGAGUGAGGAACUUCCCGCCGAGAAGGAGAAGGAAAAAGAGGAGGGUCUGGAAUCCCGGCCAACAACAGCUCAAAGCACCCCACCCACCCAGCUCUCUGACACCGAGGACUACGCUGGCCUCGAGACCACCAGCUUGCUGCAGCAUGGGGACACCAUCCUUCAUAUCAGUGAGGACAACGGGAUGGAGAACCCCUUGCUGACAACUCACUUCAGCUUCACGCACGUGGAGCUCGGGGAGACUGAUGUUGACCUUGACGAAUCUCAUGUUUAA
Molecule: messenger RNA, 9777 nt
Organism: Apaloderma vittatum (bar-tailed trogon)
Lineage: Eukaryota; Metazoa; Chordata; Aves; Trogoniformes; Trogonidae
Gene: UNC80
Product: unc-80 homolog (C. elegans)
Biological process (GO): monoatomic cation homeostasis
Cellular component (GO): axon; cation channel complex
Molecular function (GO): monoatomic cation channel activity
Source: RefSeq, a predicted model, not a curated record